AUGCCCAAACUAACCACCCUCCUCCAAACCCUGCACCACGAAUCCGGCCUCCCCUCCCUCACCACCACAGGCCGCGACGCCUUCCUCAUCAUCCUAGCCCGCACCUCCCGCAUGUUCGCCUACGGUGCCAGCUCCCUCGUCCUCGCUCUCUUCUUCGCCGAACUCGGCUUCACUGACGCCCAGAUCGGGUUGUUCAUGACGCUUACUUUGCUCGGAGAUGUCGUUCUCUCGCUGGUUUUGACGCUCGUGGCCGAUGGGGUAGGGCGAAGAAGGACGUUGGUGUUUGGCGCGGGGUUGAUGAUGGUUUCCGGGACGGUGUUUGCCUUGUGCGAGGGGUUUUGGGUGUUACUGGGUGCGGCGGUGGUUGGGGUUAUCAGCGCGACGGGGGGGGAUUUUGGGCCGUUUCGGGCGAUUGAGGAGAGUAUGGUGUCGGAGUUGACUACGCCGGGGACGAGGGCGGAUGUGUUGGUUUGGUAUGUUACGUUGGCGAGUUUGGGGAGUUCGGUGGGGACGGAGAUGGCGGGGAGGAUUGUGGAGGGGUUGGUGAGCGGGAAGGGGGGGUGGAGGCUGGUGGAUGCGUAUCAUGCGUGUUUUGGGUUGUAUUUGGUUAUGGGGGGGGUUAGUAUGGCGUGUGCGAUGGCUUUGUCGGAGAGGUGUGAGUUGAGGCGAGCGGAGCCUUUGGAUAACGACGACAGCAACAACAACAACAACAACAACAACGGUGAAACAGAACGGCUGCUGGGUGCCUCUGAACCCUCCACGACCACCACAACCACAGAAACACCACCAGCCAAACGCAGCUGGACCUCCCAAAUCUCCCGGGACUCCCUCUCCAUCAUGUCCAUCCUCUGGUUCCUCCUCAUGGUCGACUCCCUCGCCGACGGCAUGGCCAACAUGUCGCUAACAACCUACUACACAGCCCGCAAAUUCCCCCACCUCCCCAAAUCCGCCCUCGGCGACAUCGUGUCCACCAGCUACCUCCUCGCGGCGCUCUCCAACAUCUUCGCCGGCCCCCUAGCCCGCCACAUCGGCCUAGUCAACACCAUGGUCUUCACGCACAUCCCCUCCUCCGCCGCGGUACUCGUCUUCCCCCUAGCGCAAACCGUGCCCCUGACGUUUGGGCUGUUGUUACUUCGCGUCGGGCUGAAUAACAUGGACCAGGCGCCGCGGGCGGCGUUGAUCGCGGCGGUGGUGAGAGCCGAAGAGAGGACGGCGGUGAUGGGGAUUACGAGUGUGGUGAGGACGGUGGCGUCGAUGACGGGGCCGAGUAUUACGGGGGUGUUGGCCGGGGGUGGGAGGUUUUGGAUUGCGUUUGUGGUGGCGGGGGGGUUGAGGUUGGCGUAUGAUUUGGGGGUGUUUGCCAUGUUUGUGAAUAUUAGGUUGUAUAAACAUGAGACAGUGGAAGAGACUCAGAACGAGACUCGGGAAGAGGGCGAGCAACAGGAGGCAUAA
Dichotomopilus funicola is the source of this 1452-nucleotide messenger RNA. Its product is annotated as major facilitator superfamily domain-containing protein. Gene Ontology annotation, cellular component: fungal-type vacuole membrane. Bases 1 to 1452 code for a protein of 483 amino acids. Lineage: Eukaryota; Fungi; Ascomycota; Sordariomycetes; Sordariales; Chaetomiaceae. The record is from RefSeq and is a predicted model, not a curated record. Gene Ontology annotation, molecular function: transmembrane transporter activity. The transcript has 2 exons. Gene Ontology annotation, biological process: transmembrane transport.